AAAUUAUAUGCAAUCUGUUUGGAAACUUACAGCUCGUUCAUGAGAACAUCCGUUUACUACGUUACGGUAAUGGUAUCAUUGAACUCGGACAUGUAAUCAUUUGUAAUAUGGAGGUCUGUGAUUUGUUAUCAAGAAGUUUUGGGGCUUAGCAGCUGGGAUAACGGAUCUGAACAUCGUUAUGGACAACGUUUCGGAGAUACUGGUGAAUAGUGUAAUCGCUAUAAAGCUCAUUAAUAGCGUGUUUACUAAUGACAAAAUGAAAGUACUCCUGCAGGACAUCAAAAAGACAUGGAAGAUAGAACAUACAGAUGCAGAGAAAAAAAUAUUACAACAUUACGCAGAGAAAAGCAGAACUUUCACGAUAGGAUACGCCAUUGCUUUAUAUGCGUCAUGGCUUUUCUACUCAACGACAUCAAUCGUCGUCAGCGGAAUCUAUACGAUUUUACCAACAAACAAAACAUACACUGCCAAGUUCCCAUAUCGCAUAGAACAUGUUCUUGAUAUAGACAAAUAUUUCGAACUGUUGAUGCUUCACGGGUUUAUUAGCGUAUUCUACAUAGUUUCGGUGGUGAUAGCCAUCGACACAACGUUUGCACUUUACACCCAGCAUAUCUGCGCGUUGUUCGAAUGCUUACGGCUCGGAUUUUGUAUCACUCGAACCAAAUAUUAA
Messenger RNA from Trachymyrmex cornetzi, 670 nucleotides. RefSeq lists its product as uncharacterized. The transcript is spliced from 6 exons. Lineage: Eukaryota; Metazoa; Arthropoda; Insecta; Hymenoptera; Formicidae. The record is from RefSeq and is a predicted model, not a curated record. The coding region runs from base 179 to 670 and encodes 163 amino acids.